Molecule: messenger RNA, 1654 nt
Organism: Dentiscutata heterogama
Lineage: Eukaryota; Fungi; Glomeromycota; Glomeromycetes; Diversisporales; Gigasporaceae
Source: the annotation of a GenBank genome assembly
AUGUCAUCUACUAUGCAUGUUGUCGCUCUUAUAGAUAAAAAAUCGCGACAAAAUGGUGUGGAGUAUGGAAUUGGACGUUAUCGAUAUGAAGAAAACCAAUUCGGAACCAUUCGUUAUAAAAUAUUACCAAGUGCAAGACAAACAAAAUAUUGUCUUCCAUUCUCUGAAGGCGAUGUUGUCACGAUGGUGGGAAAAUUUUCUUAUGAAAUUGUUGAUAAAAUAGAAUGUUUCACGAUCAACGUAUCGGUUGCAACGCCGUUCAUGAAACCAUCAUCAGGAUGUUGGGAAUCAGAAGAAAUACCUUUAUCUUCACCGUAUUUGAGUUUUAAUACUCAACCUAUUCCUGGUUCUUUACGUCAACUAGAAAAUUCACAAUUUGUAAGAACAAAAUCCACUCUUGAUAGUCAUUAUUCUCGUCGUUCAAUCGAUCAAAGAUUUCGUAUUGGUUAUCAAAUUGAUAAUGAUAAAUGGGAUAAUAUGGCUUUAAAUUGGGAAUUAUAUUCUCAACUUUUUAUUUCCGGAUUUUUUCUUCAUGCUGAUAACGGUGAAUUAUAUAUUGAAGCUACUGAACUUGAUGUUGAUCAUUCAACAAGAAAACUUGGAAAACAUUCAAUAACUGGUUCUUCAAGUUCUUCUGUUAUAGGUGUCAGUUCGUUAGCAAAAAAUUUUGCUAGAUUAAUGGAAAUGGAAAAAAUUCCUGGUUUUAAUUAUUCAAAUGUUUUACCUUCAAGAACUUCCGAACAUUCUUUUGUUAAACCUUCUCAUAGAAGUCCUCCUGUAAAUGCCAUACAAAUUAAUCAACAAGAAACAAAUAAUAAAGAUUCUUUAGAACAAGAUUUUUUUAAGGGUAUACAAGCUUAUCAUCAAAUAAUGCAACGUAUGUCAACUCAAGGUCCUCCAAAUCCUUCUUUAUCAAAUCAUCCUGUCGUUUCAAAUGUGAGUGGUGGUUCGGAUCCUCCAUCGGCUGAACAAAUAGCCGAAUUAAUUUCUGAUCAAGGUACGCGUCACGAUAAAGCUGGUACUUUCUUGAGGAAUAAUUCAAAAAAUAAUCAUCCACUUACAAAGCAGAUUCCAAAUAUUUCAGUAUGGCAACUUCCUCAACAUGCUCAACAAGAUAUUCAUCAAUAUAAUAAUAAUCAACAAUUACAUGAUAUUCGUCAUCAACCUGAUUCGACUCAAAGACCACGUGAUAAAUCUAUUCAACAACAAAUUAAUUAUGAUCAACCUUAUCAUCAUUCUUCUUCACCUCCCGUAUCAAAUGAAGGAAAUCAAUCUAUUUCAACUUCAACUCAACGUGGCAAUAAACAUAAAAAAGAUUUAACAAAAUCAAGUGGUUCUUCAACUCGUAUUUCUUCUCAAAAUGAUCGUGAAAAAACACCUUUACCACCACAACAACAAACUGAUAUAUCAAUGAUUUCAAUGCCACUACCAAGACCUGAAUCUGAAUCAGGUGAAUCACAACAAGCUUCUUCCGAUACUAUUGAUUCUUCUAAUAAGAAAAAAUCUUCAAGUAGAAAAAAAUCUCCAAAUUCCGAUAAAUCAAAAUCACUUCGAUCUGUUACAAGAGCUACUUUAGGUAAUAGAUUUAUAGUUUAUGAACCAAAAGUUGGUCAAGAUGAUGAAUUUAUUGGAAAUAUUAAUGAUUUAAAUAGUG